AUGCAACCAAUUUCUAAAAUUGACUGGGACAAAGGUGACAAGGAUGGACUUGUCUCCAUUGGCUCCCAUAACCUUUAUCUGUCCGUUUCGGGGCCCGAUCGCAAGCCUGGAAAGCCUAUCGUCGUUCUCAUGCAGGGCCUUGGCAGCACGAUCGAUGAGUGGGUUGCAGUGCGAAAGCUUGUGCUUCCAUUUGCUCGAUGGUUGAACUACGAUCGUUCAGGGAUGGGGAGGAGCGAAGGUCCCGACCAGACACCACCAAGCAUAUCUGCAGCAUCAGUCGCAGCAGAGCUCGAUAUUCUCCUAAAGAACGCCGGUAUUGAGCCUCCGUUUAUCGUUGUUGCUCACUCGUGGGGAGGCUACACUUCUCGCGAGUUUCUUGAACUCAGGCCGAAUGAUAUCGUGGGCAUGGUGUUCGUGGAUUGCAAUACUGAACAUAUCUUUGACGGUGGUGCUUGGGGUUGGGACGUUUUCUAUCCAGUCCUCGGUGGCCAGGAUUUUGUUGAAACUACCGGUCUUGCGACGUCCCAUGUCCUAUCCCAGGAGGAGUGGAAAGCCUUUAAAGACGAGCAGGCUAAUCCCCGACAUCAAGCCACUGAGGCUGCUGAGAUGCAGGCGGUACCGAACGACAGACUAGCAUUGGCCUCCAAAAAGCAACUCGAGAAGCUACCUCUGAAGGACUAUCCAGUCAGUGUAAUCAUUGCGGAUACGCCUGAAGAUUUUCAGAAAAUUUAUUACUUUGGAGUGGCUGCAGGCAACGGAACAGAAGAAGAACGAGCUCUGUUUCGAAAAUGUCUCGAUAGAUGGCGCGAGAUGAAUGAGGACUGGCAAAGAGAACUUUUGAGGCUUUCUCGUCUCAGCAGAUCUAUUCGCCUGCAUUGCAGUCACAAUGUGCAGCUGUUACAGCCACAGAGCAUAGUUAAAGAGAUACAGUGGACCAUAGAUAGCUGCAGAUAA
Molecule: messenger RNA, 954 nt
Organism: Penicillium canariense
Lineage: Eukaryota; Fungi; Ascomycota; Eurotiomycetes; Eurotiales; Aspergillaceae
Product: alpha/beta fold hydrolase
Exons: 1
Coding region: 1-954 (317 amino acids)
Source: RefSeq, a predicted model, not a curated record